UCAAAAAAUAGUUGGUGAUAUUUAUGGCCCCUAACGGGUUGAUAUUUCGACGGGGUGCCUUGUGGAAUAUUUACCUUAAAAUUCCCUUUGAAACCAUAUAUAUAAAGGAAACCGGCACGCCUCUCCUCUUCUUAUCACUUCCCUGUCCUUUAUUAUUAAACCCUAUUUACCAUUUUCAUCAAUCGCCCUCCUCUCUUUCAUUGCAGAUCGCUCCACUUCGUUCGAUCUAUAAGGUUGCAGGUUGUCUGUGCUCUGUGGAGUUUCAAAGUUUUAGUGGUCUAAGCGAAGCAUAUUUUAUGUCCGAACAAGCCAUCUUCUAUUUGGGAUCCAUUGGAUUGCUUGGAGAGUAUUGUCCUUGGUCGAGAAAAAAGAAUCGUCAUUUCUCUGGUCGUGUUGACUGUAUGCAUCUCACAUCAUUAAAGGAAGAACAGUUCAACUCUUUUGGUUGCUGGGAGGCUCAACUGGCUCUUUGCAAUUGUUCUGCUGAAGAAUUCUCUGAGCAUUCCUAACAUUCCAUCCAGGAUAUUUUUACUGAAUCAAAGAUGGCUUUGCAGAACAUUGGUGCUAGCAACAGUGAUGAUGCCUUCUACAGGUAUAAGAUGCCCAGGAUGAUUACCAAGAUAGAGGGCCGCGGGAAUGGCAUCAAGACAAAUGUGGUUAACAUGGUUGAUAUUGCCAAAGCAUUAGCAAGGCCUCCAUCCUAUACCACAAAAUAUUUUGGAAAUGAGCUUGGCGCACAGUCGAAAUUUGAUGAGAAGUCUGGAACUGCCCUAGUCAAUGGAGCUCAUGAAACUCCCAAACUUGCUGGUCUUCUUGAGAACUUUAUUAAAAAAUAUGUUCAGUGCUAUGGUUGCGGAAACCCUGAAACAGAGAUCAUAAUAACCAAAACUCAGAUGAUCCAACUAAAAUGUGCUGCAUGUGGUUUCUUAUCUGAUGUAGACAUGAGGGACAAGCUGACAACUUUUAUACUUAAGAACCCGCCCGAGGCGAAGAAGGGCUCCAAGGACAAGAAAGCAAUGAGAAGAGCUGAGAAGGAGCGACUGAAGGAAGGCGAGUCUGCUGAUGAAGAGCUGAAGAAGCUGAAGAAAGAAACAAAGAAGAAGGUUUCCUCCAAAGAUGCGAGCCCUAAAACCAGCUCUAAAAAGAAACAUGGUGGUUCUGAUGAGGAUCGUGCUUCACCACCUAGAAGCCAUGUUAAUGUGAAAGAAGAGGAUGAUGAAGAAGAAGAUGAUGAUGACGUCCAGUGGAAGACUGAUACAUCUCUAGAAGCUGCUAAGCAGCGUAUACAGGAACAGCUAAAUGCUGCGACUGCUGAAAUGGUCAUGCUGUCCACAGUUGAGUCGGAGAAGAAGAAGCCCAAGGCAGCUCCUCAAACCCGAAGUCCUAAAGCUUCUUUUGCGACACCUGGGAAUUCCAAGGCUGAGAAUGGAGAGACGAGCCAUGAAAGCCUCGUUAAGGAAGUGAAAACAAAUCUAGAAAAGGGAGUUACUGGCAGCAAAUUCCAAUCCUUUUUGGGUUCAGUCUCUGGAUCUCCACAGGAAGUUAUUACUGCUUUGUACGAGGCACUCUUGGAUGGCGUGGAGAAAGGAUUUGCCAAGGAGGUUAUUAAGAAGAAAAGCUACCUUGCUGCUGUUGCUCAAGAUGAGGAGUCUCAACUACGAUUGCUUCGAGCUAUAGAAGAUUUUUGUGGGAAAUCCAACAACUCUGUUGCACUGAAGGAAGUGGCUCUGGUUUUGAAAGCUUUGUAUGAUGCUGAUGUAUUGGAAGAGGAGUUUAUAGUGCAGUGGUACAACGAGAGGGUUGCUGCGAACAAGGACUCCAAAAUUUGGAAGAAUGUCAAACCCUUUGUCGAAUGGCUACAGAGUGCUGAGUCCGAGUCCGAGGAGGAAUGAAAUCAGUAGUGUUUCUGCCGGUUCAGAUUGCUGUCUUAAGCUAGUUUGCUUCGCCUGAGAUGCUAUCGAGUUAGGCAUUCACAGGUUUGUUAAUCCUGUGAUGUUUGUGUUUUAUCUGUUUUGUGUUUGUUAUUUCAAGAUACUAGUGUUGUCUCUGUCUGUGCUGCUAACUCAUGCGGAGGUUCCUUUUUCUCAGUGUCUUUGGCCUUCAUUUCAGUGUCUUUUCGUGAACAAAACUUUUAUUUAGUAUUCUCCUCAUUAUUCAUAAGAGUAACUGGUUCUGCCCCUA
This is a messenger RNA of Capsicum annuum, 2181 nucleotides long. RefSeq names its product eukaryotic translation initiation factor 5. Gene Ontology annotation, molecular function: GDP-dissociation inhibitor activity; translation initiation factor activity; eukaryotic initiation factor eIF2 binding. The transcript has 2 exons. NCBI's taxonomy places the organism in Eukaryota, Viridiplantae, Streptophyta, Magnoliopsida, Solanales, Solanaceae. Bases 543 to 1892 code for a protein of 449 amino acids. Gene Ontology annotation, cellular component: cytosol. Gene Ontology annotation, biological process: formation of cytoplasmic translation initiation complex; translational initiation; formation of translation preinitiation complex. The record is from RefSeq and is a predicted model, not a curated record.